AUGACGAUGAUAGAUUACGUGCAAACAUUAUCCGAUAAUCCGUAUUUCGGAGCUGGUUUUGGACUGUUUGGGUUAGGUGCUGGGGCAGCUUUGUUACGAAAAGGGAUGCAAGCAGGAAUGAUACUAUUCAGACGACAUUAUAUGAUCACCUUAGAGGUUCCGUGCCGUGAUAAAAGCUACCAAUGGCUGUUGCAAUGGAUUACAUAUAAAGGUGCAAGGAAAACGCAACAUCUGUCUGUUGAAACAAGUUUCGAGCAAAGAGAAACAGGUCACAUAAAAACUAGAUAUGAUUUCAUACCGAGUAUUGGAACACAUUUUAUUAGAUACGAAGGAAAUUGGAUAAGGGUAGAACGAACUAGAGAGCAACAAACAUUGGACAUACAGAUGGGUAUACCAUGGGAAACGGUACAGCUUACAGCCUUUGGAAGAAAUAGAAAUAUCUAUUUUAAUAUUUUGGAAGAGGCCAGGCAAAUGGCAUUGAAGGAAUUCGAAGGCAAAACGAUAAUGUAUACUGCAAUGGGAAGUGAAUGGAGACAAUUUGGACAUCCCAGAAAACGAAGGCCUCUGAAUUCGGUAGUUUUAGACUCUGGAGUUGCAGAAAGGAUAAUAAACGAUUGUCGUGAAUUUAUGACAAAUCCUUCGUGGUAUAGCGAUCGUGGAAUUCCGUAUCGGCGAGGAUACUUGUUAUAUGGCCCGCCGGGUUGCGGUAAAUCAUCGUUCAUCACUGCCUUAGCUGGUGAAUUAGAACUAGGCAUAUGCGUUUUAAAUUUAUCAGAACGAGGUUUAACGGACGACAGACUGAAUCACUUAUUAGCGGUAGCACCGCAACAAACUAUUAUUCUAUUGGAAGACAUUGAUGCUGCCUUUGCUAGCCGAGAAGAAAGCAAAGAAAUUAAAGCUGCGUACGAUGGUUUAAAUAGAGUUACAUUUAGUGGUUUAUUAAACUGUUUGGAUGGCGUUGCUUCGACAGAAGCACGAAUUUUGUUCAUGACAACCAAUUAUUUAGAAAGAUUAGACCCUGCGUUAGUUAGGCCUGGUAGAGUAGAUGUAAAAGAGUAUAUAGGCUGGUGUAGUGCAAAACAAGUGGAACAAAUGUUUCUAAGAUUCUAUAGAAAUAUCGAUGACAGAGCAAACGAACUUGCUAAACAGUUCACAGAAUCCGUAAUAUCGCAAAAGAAACAGGUUAGUCCAGCGCAAAUUCAAGGGUUCUUUAUGUUUUAUAAAAACAGUCCUGAUGAUAUGUUAAAAAAUGUAUCACAUAUAUGGGAACUGACAAACUCCAAAUGUAUGGUUCAUAAUUUAAAGGAUCUGGUUGUUCCAUAUGUCCUGCAUGACUGUUACUCCCAAUCAUACACGAUGGAUAGGCAACUCCGGUGGACCUUACUUGUUCCAGGAUUGUGGAAUGAUAAAGUGGUGGUUUGUUCCGAUAUUACGUUUGCUGGUGGUGAAACCAUCUUUACCGAAGCCGACUCGCUAAUUGAGAAUGUAAGUGAUCACGAUGCUGCUGCUGUUGCUGUUGCUGCUGCUGCUGUUGAAUUUCUGCUUGAAGUUGUCCUUGUUGUUGUUGAUCAAGAUUAUGAGUCUGAUCUGCGAUUGUUUGUGGUAUUUGUUGCAUAUGAUGUUGUUCUUGUUGCGCGUGCAACUCUUGAAGCUGUUGAGAGGAAACUACUUGUUCGUGAGAUAUUGAAUUUGGUUGACCCUAAGGUUUAG
Molecule: messenger RNA, 1710 nt
Organism: Heterotrigona itama
Lineage: Eukaryota; Metazoa; Arthropoda; Insecta; Hymenoptera; Apidae
Source: the annotation of a GenBank genome assembly